CCUGUGAGGGUUUAUUAUGGGUGUGCAGGGGUAUUUGCCACACUCUAAAACUAUUCCUCUCAAUUAUUUCUCAUGGCCUAUUGGUAAUCAGUAUGGCUACAUAUGACAUAUUUUGAGCCUGUGAAAUAAUACACACAGACAGAAAUGUCUUUAUCCUUGUACCUUGUAAAUGCUGUGGUGUUUCAAGAAAGCCAAUGCAGUGUCAGGUUUUCUCAGGUAUGACUCAUUUGUACUUUGAUGUUUGUUAGAGGCAAACUAAGUGACAGUUCUUUCUUUUCUCACAGGUUUUCAUAAUUCAGGUCACACAAAAUGGGAGCUCACUGUAUCCUGAAGGGAAGCUUCUGCAGGAUCCUUGUGAUUCUUCAGCACUCUGCAAUGGCUGUGAGACUCAACGAGACAACAUGAGUGCCGAAGCCAAGCAACACAACCUUUAAGUGCACAGUCGAUGUGAUUUGACCUGCCGGAACGCGUGUUUGGUAUUUAAUGCGUCCAACUGGUCUUACCUUGCUUUUGAUCAGAACUCUGAACUUACUACAACUGGAACAGAUUAAUAACAUGAUGUUAACGCAUGAAAGAAAAUGGAAUGCUACACAAUUGCCCACUAAGAAUCCUACAAAUCAGUGUGUAAAAUAGUUACCCUUGAAUGCAAUUGCUGCAUACCCUGUUUUCUGUAGCUAAGAGGAAAAGAAUGAUAAAGGUUCUCUUGACUUCCCCAUGAGAAUUCAGUGACGAGAAAAGAGACCCAGGAUAAUCAAGGAUGUAGAGACUAUGAGAAGAACAAUAGAAAUUUUCUUUCUUGGGUGACAGUAACAACAACAAAAAUUAACAUCAACUCAUUCUCACUCUCAACGCUUCAAGUAACGUAGCUUGGUCAGUGCUCCUCGGCGUCUCGACACUGAGACACAGGCAGAGUAACUGACUGUAGUUUCAAGAGCUAGAUAGUCCACACAGGGCGGGUGGGAGUGGAGGUGGAUGCGUCAAACAAAUGCAGGACUUUUGUCCAGGAGCCCGCUGUUCGUUUCUGGUGUGAAAGUAAAAGUAAAUGUUGACAUUUUUUGAGUCUUUUGUGUUGUUACUCACAUGCGGUAGUUACAAACAUAGUAAAGUUUACAGCAACCACUUUAUUUGAACCUAAGUGGUUUUGUUGCCUAAACCUAACUUCCUGUGAGUUGUUGGUCAGUCAAGUUAAUGUCAGCCACACUCUUUACCUAAAUUGAACAAAGAGUUUUUUUUGUCCAAACAUAACUUUCUGUGAAGACAGUUUAUUUUGAAAAGACACUAUAUAAGGAAUCUUGUAUUAUCUCAGGAUUUUCUGUGAAAAACAAGAACUACUACAGAAUUUGCUUUUUUUGCAAUCACUGUGAUUAAUACGUUAGUAUUUUAAAAACUACAGCUCUACGCUGUUCGGUACUCCCUGUCCAUUCACAUAUCUGCUGCAACUUGAUGGACUUGGGCUUGCGGGGAAGGGUGCUCUUCAAAGGUUGCUGAAACGGAAUUGUUGAAAAAAUAAUGAUGUAUUACCAUCGUUGUCAAGACAAAUGUGUGGGGUCAGGUGGUAUAUCACAAACUGUUGAUCAAGGUCAUGUGUAGGGAUAUUUUUCUAGUAAUCUGUGAAUUUACAAAUUCAAAGAAGCCCAAAGUUUGGCUUCACUUCAGCUCUUUAUAGCUCCAUCGGAUAGCAUCAUUCCAACUAACAGUUAGCAUACCCAGCAAAAGUGACUAUGAAUUUCAAUGGGAGCCAGGACUAUGGGUCCUAUCCAACUGGGUUGCCCUAUAACACAAGCAUGGACUAUGAGGACUACUACCAGGAGCCUGACGCCAGUAAAAUCAUCAUCCCAUCCAUCUAUGCUCUUGUCUGCUGUGUAGGUCUUACUGGCAACGCCAUGGUCAUCUACGUCAUUCUGAAAUACGCCAAAAUGAAAACAGCCACAAACAUUUACAUCCUCAACUUAGCGAUUGCUGACGAGUUGUUCAUGUUAAGUGUUCCCUUUCUGGCCACAUCAGCUGCCGUCCGUCAUUGGCCCUUUGGGUCGCUGAUGUGUAGGUUGGUACUGAGUGUAGAUGGUAUCAAUAUGUUUACAUCAAUCUUCUGUCUGACUGUGCUGAGUGUGGACCGAUACAUAGCAGUUGUCCACCCUAUCAAGGCUGCCCGCUACCGCAGACCGACAGUCGCCAAAGUAGUCAAUGUGUGUGUAUGGGGACUGUCACUCAUAGUCAUCCUGCCCAUCAUCAUCUUCGCAGACACUGUCCCGGCGCAGGACGGUGGUGUGGAUUGUAACUUCUUGUGGCCUGAAUCGGCGUGGUCAGAAGCAUUUGUCGUCUAUACCUUCCUGUUGGGGUUUCUGCUGCCGGUUGGAGCCAUCUGCUUAUGCUACUGUUUAAUGGUGGCCAGGAUGCGAGCAGUGGGGCUAAAAGCAGGCUGGCUUCAACGGCGGCGCUCGGAGAAGAAGAUCACCCGCAUGGUGCUGCUCGUAGUGGCCGUGUUCGUUCUCUGCUGGAUGCCCUUCUACAUUGUCCAGCUUGUCAGCGUUUUCCACCGGCCCCCAGACCCAAUGGUUACUCAGCUUUUUGUCAUCCUCAGCUACGUCAACAGCAGCGCCAAUCCUAUCCUGUACGGCUUUGUGUCAGACAAUUUCCGGCGUUCAUUCCAGCGCAUUGUGUGUUUCCGCUGGCUGGAGUCUGGGCUGGAUGCGGAACAGGUGGAUUACUGUGCUGUAGCUUUGAAGAAACAAGCAACGUGUAGCCCUCUGGAUUUUCCCAAGGACUGUACAGCUUCUGAUAUGGUGUUUCGCAAUGGGACAUAUACCUCCCGUACAACCACAGUGUAACCAGAACCAGUCUCACAACCUAACGAGGAGUUUUCCCAUUCAAUUUUGAAUUAUAUGUAUGUGUUAUAAAAACUCAGAGUACACAAUAUAUGCCAUAUAAAAAUUGACUUGACAACAUGUUAACUGCUUAAGGUCAGGGGUCAUAAGAAUUUUGGGACACAGGUCAAGAAGUUGAGAAACCUUGAAGAACAACUAAUGUAUGAGCAGUAAAUGUACAGUUCAGCAGCUGAUCUCGCUGGCUGAUACGUUGAGAGAAAAACUGACAAUGAAAAAGAUGUACAUAACUGUCAGGAUCCCACUAAGCUUCUGUUUUUGAUGUUAAGCACAAGUGAAUUUAAGCACAAAAUGGUAAUGCUUAUAACCAUUUUGAUUCUGUUACGUGACUUAUUGACAGCCCUGGGUAUAAGAGGCUGCGUAGGUAUCCCAUUAACUAAUUGCAAAUGUGAAAUCCUUUGUUCAUUCAUCGUAAUUGUUUAAUUUUCAGAUACACUAAUAAACCAUCCAAUGGCACCCCCACAAUCCCCAAAUUCUACAGUUCACAGAUAUGUUUCAACAAUUGAAAUUUUGGUCAAGAAAACUAUUCCCAAAUAAGAGUCUGUGCUGCUCAUUGUUUUUUUUAACAAGAUAGUUUUUAUUUCAAAAUUAUUUCCAAUUUGUUUAAACACUGUUAUCACAGUCAAUGCAACUUAAGACUUCUGAUCAAAACUGCAGAUGUCUCAAAAUAAAAGCAUUCAAUAUUAAAGCCAAAAUGCCAUUCUGAUUAUACAUUUUCAUUUACCAAAUUAUUUAUAGGUUAUAAUUACAUUAUUUUAAAACAUAAACAUUCUCAAGUCAUAUCAGUUUUCUGCCAAUUUAAACACAAUUUGGAUACUUUCAGAUUAAGAAUAAUUUUAAAUGCAUACAAAAUUUGUGGCAUUUUUGUGCCAAUUAAAAUAUACAAAUAUUUGAAUCCAAGAGCCUUUAAAUUAAUAAACAGUGAUUUUGUUUAGAAUUCAUAUAUAAUUCCCUUAAAGUUAAUAAAUGCACCCUUACAAUUUAAACAUAAUUCAUCAUAAGCUUGCUUUGCAAAGUUAUUAUAUGAUUACCAAUUAUUAUAAAUUCAGUUGUAGUAAAUCGUACUUAAAACGUUUCCAUUAAUUUCCCACAGCAUCCAAUAGUUGUUUAAAAUUCUCACCAGGACAAAAUAAAUGUUUAUUAUCUGAAAAAAUGAAAUAAUCUUUACUGUCUGUUCAGGAAACCACCGACAAUCAGUUCUGUCAAAAUAAACAAUAAUGGACUAAACAUAAUCUGUGAGGCAAUGUGGGUGCUAUUGGACAUUAUAUAAACUAAAUCACAAACUAAAUAUCUUAUUAAUUUACCUUUAUCAGAUUUAACAGAUAUUGUUUGAAUUUCACCACAUUGUCAAAUCUCUCUGUCAAACUUUGAAUGUAAUUGAUCUAGUCUAUCUUUUAUGUAGUUGUAGCAGAUUUGUUCAGCACAAAGUUCAACUUAAAAUUGUUAAAAAAUAUAUAUUCCUGGGGAAAUACAACCAAGCAAUUUCAAAGUAUGGUAGUGUGCUAGUUUUACUUUUCAGUAACACGUGAAUGAUUUAAUAGUAUAAAACAAAAACACAUGGGCAUGGGGGGAUGUACUGGGUUGGCCCUGGAUAUCACCGAGAUAAGAGAAAGGUUCGAUUAUUAAUGUGUGUCCCUUUCUCCAGGCAUUUAAAAUGAUGUUUGUUUCGUUCUUCGUAUUUGUUCUAUAUUCUAUAUUUGUUAAUUGUUCGUUGGUGGAUCCGUUUGAAUAUGAGGUUUGUCUUUGCAAAUUGAGCCAGAGUUGCUCUGCUUCAGUUGCACAAUGUGACAAAAAUGGCUGAAAAAAAAUGUAUAUGUUGAGUUUGUGUUUCUAAAUUACAAAGGCUCACAAAAUUAA
Messenger RNA from Anarrhichthys ocellatus (wolf-eel), 4739 nucleotides. It is a transcript of the gene sstr1b, whose product is annotated as somatostatin receptor 1b. Gene Ontology annotation, molecular function: neuropeptide binding; somatostatin receptor activity. Gene Ontology annotation, biological process: neuropeptide signaling pathway; cellular response to glucocorticoid stimulus. Lineage: Eukaryota; Metazoa; Chordata; Actinopteri; Perciformes; Anarhichadidae. The transcript has a single exon. The record is from RefSeq and is a predicted model, not a curated record. The coding region runs from base 1722 to 2828 and encodes 368 amino acids. Gene Ontology annotation, cellular component: plasma membrane; neuron projection.